ACCAUUUCCACGUUUCCCCCCCGUGCGGGGCUGCAAAUUCCGAUCUCAUCCGGAGAACUUGAUAACACGUCUAGGCACGAUGUACGUUGAACCUGGGCUGACUGUACCAGCUCCGGUGAGGGCGGGCGACUGCGGCUUUAAUAGGCGAGGCGCUUUCGAUGAGCUCGUUGAUGCGGGACGGUCGUGUUCCGCCAACCGGCCUCUGGAGGACGUGCGAGACGGCGGGUGUCUUCGUUCUUGGCUACGGAAUGCCUAUUUAAUAUGCGGAGCCUGGCGAGACAUGUGGCAGUUUCUCAGAUGAGCUGCUGUAGCCCUCACAAUACCGCGGGGCGGAAACGCCGACUGGGACUACGUGCGCUCACCUUAUCUACCCGAUCGAUAUCUCACAGCCAUCGGUGAGGGAGGAGCUGCCGGGGCAAAUACAGCAUUACAUGGUAUAGACGCUGACUCUGGGAUUACGUGCGCUUCCCUGGACCAUGUCGCAGACGCUCGAUGAUACUAUACCCAGCAUGCGCACAUGCCGACAAGUUGAUGUGCGCAAUAUGGUAUUGUGCGAGAGAUGGCUUGCCAUACCUUGACCCUGCAUAAGGGAUCACUGGAAGGAGAAGAACAUGAUACAAAAACACUAACAUACAGCGAAAGCAUGCCCAAUCAGUACGUGAAGUCCUCAAACGACCCCCCAGUACCAACGGGCAGCUGAGGCAUCUCGUAUGCGCCCCAGAAUGGCGCCGGUGCGAAGGCUCCCUCGACAAAAUCCCUCGACAACGCCC
Messenger RNA from Baudoinia panamericana UAMH 10762, 770 nucleotides. RefSeq lists its product as uncharacterized. The record is from RefSeq and is a predicted model, not a curated record. Bases 80 to 301 code for a protein of 73 amino acids. NCBI's taxonomy places the organism in Eukaryota, Fungi, Ascomycota, Dothideomycetes, Mycosphaerellales, Teratosphaeriaceae. The transcript has 2 exons.